AUGCAACUCUGUGUCUCCACUUUGGGGCUGAGAGGCGGCGGCCGCUGCCCUGCUGCUGCUGCGAGAGACAGCAGCAGCAGCAGCAGCAGCAGCAGCAAGGGGCCGCAGCCGCUGCAUGCAACUCUGUGUCUCCACUUUGGGGCUGAGAGGCGGCGGCCGCUGCCCAUUGCUGCGGUGUCUGUGCGGGGUACCCCCAGGGAGGUGCAGCUGCAGCAGCACCAGCAGCAGCAGCAGCAGCUCCUGCAGCAGCAGCUGCUGCAGCAGCAGCUGCUGCAGCAGCAGCAGCAGCAGGUGCAGCAGCAGCAGCAGCAGCAGCAGUGGGAAGGACAGGAGAAGCGAGAAGGGUACGAAAAGAAACAGCAGCAAAAGUUACAGCAGCUGAAAUCCUCGCUGCUGCAGCAGCAGCAGCAGCAGCAGCAGCAGCAGCAGCAGCAGCAGCAGCAGCCUCACACCGACAUCGACCUGCAGCAGCAACCAGUGCAGCAGCAGCAGCAACAGCAGCAGCAGCAGCAGCAGCAGCAGCAGGAGUGGUUUGGAGAGGGCUCAGUUUUCUCUUUUCUUGGGGAGGGCAUCAGCGAGUCCUUUAGGUCGUUUGCUGCUGCUGCUGCUGUUGCUGUUGCUGCUACUGCUGCUGCUAUUGCUGCUGCUAGUGCUGCUUCGUUGCAGCAGCAGCAGCAGCAGCAGCAGAGCUGCAUCCGCUGCUGCUGCUGGGGGUCUCUGGCUGCUGCGCUUCUGCUGCAAUAG
Molecule: messenger RNA, 744 nt
Organism: Eimeria mitis
Lineage: Eukaryota; Apicomplexa; Conoidasida; Eucoccidiorida; Eimeriidae
Exons: 3
Coding region: 1-744 (247 amino acids)
Source: RefSeq, a predicted model, not a curated record